AUGGCGGUAGCAAUGACAGAGCUGCCCACUCAUCCCGAGCAAUUCGACGCCGAGCCUGAAAAUCAGACGGACAAGGUCGAGCAGAGGCGGCGGUUAAGAGACUUUCUCAAUUUUCGGAAAUGGUCCAAGUCGGAGGAAACGCCGUGUCCGGAUCCCAAACAGCAUACACCACCUCAAACGCCUGCGAGACCAGGAGUUGGGCGACGCUUUUCCCGUAAAGGCUUUGUGGGCUUGCCGCGCUCAACAACCUUCAAAAGGCAGGAGGAAGAACAGCGAAAAAAUCUGAUGCCCGUCCAACCGACCAUUAAGGAACGCCGUGAUGUUUCAAAGGUCCGUCAGAGAGCUCUGAGUGCGGUUCCUGAUCCGCCACGUCAGGCAAGAAGGGAGCGAUCAGUGCCCCCAGACCUUCGCGAUGCCUUCGCAUCGAUUGACGAACGCCUUGGUCUAAACACAUCAAUUCAACUCUCACAACAACCGGGGGAGCAGGUCCCUCCUCCACCACCACCACCACCACCACCUCCGCCGCAGUCUCCACCUGACUUCCAGGAAGACGAAGCCCCCAUGUCAGAAGUAUCCUACGACGACGCGGUCGACGAAGAACUCGCCGAGGAGCUGAAGAAGAAAUGGAUCCUCAACCUGAGCAUGCAUUUCCGGGAUAAAACACCACGAGAGAAAUUCUUCAUCACAUACGCCGAAACACCUGAUCGAUGGAGACGAGUGACGGUUUCGUGCGACUAUCGAGACGCGCCGCCGGAUUCUCUCGAGGCAGAUCUCCAGAGUCUCCAUUACCAGAAGGACAAGAGUGCCCGGGUCUACGAGUCGAUACGUAUGUCACUGCCAGAUAUCCAAUUCUACGAAACUGUCACAAACCUCAAGCUUGAAACGAAGGAUGAAAGGCUACAUGUACAUGUCACCGAAGAUGUUAACGAAAUCAUCCCGUAUCCGGCCGUACAUCUGGUGAAGCAUCUCUCAUGCCGUCAAUACAGAGAAAGCGAGCUGCAUUUCGAUGAACACAUGUCCGGUUUCGUCUACAGAGUCAACGUGGGCGAGCAUACAUGGAUCAAGAAAGAGAUACCGGGUCCAGACAGUGUGGACGAGUUCUUGUACGAGGUCAAUGCUCUGAGCGAGCUUGUGGAUGCGAAGAAUGUCAUACAGCUCAAAGGACUGGUGGUCAAUGAGGACAAGAGCCUGAUCAAGGGGCUGUUACUUAGCUAUGCCGACCGAGGUGCCCUCAUUGACAUUCUCUACGAUAGCAAGGAAGGCCACAUCCCUCGCAUCCCAUGGGAAAGGCGAGAAUUAUGGGCAAAGCAGAUUGUUCAGGGACUCUCCAACAUCCACGAAGCUGGCUUCGUGCAGGGAGAUUUCACACUUUCGAACAUCGUAAUCGACGAGAACGAUGAAGCUCAGAUAAUCGACAUCAACCGUCGAGGAUGUCCCGUGGGCUGGGAGUCUCCGGAGAUGGUACCACUUGUGGAGAGCGGACAAAGGCUGUCAAUGUACAUUGGGGUGAAGUCCGAUCUCUAUCAGCUGGGCAUGGUGCUGUGGGCCUUGGCAAUGGAAAAAGAUGAGCCGGAGCGACAGCCCCGACCUUUGACCCUGGACGAUGCCGAACCUAAUGUCCCCAAUCACUUCCGAGAUCUGGCAUUAACAUGUCUCGCGGCGAAAUCAAAGCAGAGGCUGGCAGCCAGGGACCUUCUUGCUCUUUUCGACGCUCCGGGGAUGGUCGAAGAGUACUUGCCAGUUUCGUCAAAGGAAACUCAUGCGCUGGUCCCAAACUCUGAACACUGGGACGGCUCGUCCACCGUACAAGCUGAGGGUGCCGACAUCAUAGGGGAGAGUUUCCGAGAAAGGCAGAGUCGAUAUCAACAGGAGGACCGGGAACUAACAUCUAGCGCAUCACGGUUGGAACGCUCCUCCAGAAAUCGCUCCCGAGAUCAAGAGAUCGACGAGAGCAAAAUCUUCCGUGGUAGACGGUACUCUCCUGCUCGGAUUGACCGUGCCGGUAUUCCCCUCGAUGGAUCGCCCUCCCUGAGCAUCAGUCACACACCUCUUCAGCCUUUGAAGAGGAGCCUACGCCAACCCUCGUAUGCAUCCGACAACAUAUCUCCUGGCCAAAGCGAAAGUGGUGAAGCACAAAUCAUCCCCAUCUCCCCAACGGGCGAUCGCGAGUGGGAAGAGAUCAACAUGGACGGUACACCUUACCUAGUCCAUCGCGACACGCUUGACGAUUUCGACGACGAGAUCGACUUUGCGAAUUUAGAUAACGCUCGAAGGGGGAAAAAUGUGGAGAGGUGGAGACGCGAUAUUGAGCAUGUGGAUUCGGGACUUGCGGAUAUGGAUUUGACGGACACGGGGCCUAGGGAGCGGGCUCGCAUGGAGUUGGCCGGGGUGGGUGGGCAUGAGAGUCUGACUAUUGACAAGCCGGGAAUAGGGGGAGGAAAGCACGGGGACAUGACACACGACCUCGGAAUAGAGUAUAACGACCCCAGAGUUGAGCAAUCAGCAACACCAAGCGAAGGACGAAACGGCCCAGGGUAG
Letharia lupina is the source of this 2538-nucleotide messenger RNA. RefSeq lists its product as uncharacterized. Gene Ontology annotation, biological process: protein phosphorylation. The transcript has a single exon. Bases 1 to 2538 code for a protein of 845 amino acids. NCBI's taxonomy places the organism in Eukaryota, Fungi, Ascomycota, Lecanoromycetes, Lecanorales, Parmeliaceae. The record is from RefSeq and is a predicted model, not a curated record. Gene Ontology annotation, molecular function: protein kinase activity; ATP binding.